AUGAGUGACGGACGAAAACGAUUGAGUGGUUCCGAAUAUCGCAAACAAGCUGCGAAAAAGAAACUGAAAGAUGACGAGGUUAUGGGAAAAACAAAAAAACUUUCCUCCUAUUUUAAAAGUAAACAAACUGCUACAGGUAGCUCUAACACUGAAGAAACAAGUGAAUUCUUUCAAAAAACAUUAGAUUCUGCAGAUGAGCUUAAUGAUGAAGUUUCUUCUGAAAAUCCCUUUGAAGAUUUAGAAAGACGACAAAGUGAUUUUGGCAAAGCAGUUGGUAGAGAUCGUGAGGGCUCCACAGAAUCUACAAAACGAACAGAGCAUGAUGGGGAAAUCUUCACAUUCAGCGACGACCCUGCGAAAUGGCUGAUAAACGACUCAACACGUGAUUAUAUCGCUGAACAUAACUACAAACAAAAUACGCAUCUAGAUUUUGCGCAGUCAAAGAGAAUAUAUAAUAAUGCCGUGCGAUAUUUGAAUUUAUCCUUGUUCGAAAGAAAACUUUUGAAUGGUGAAAAAACACUCCGUACCUGGCUAGUAUAUUCUGAAAGCAAAGGAUCUGUGUAUUGUGCUCCAUGUCUUCUUUUCGACGGCGAAUCAUCUUUUGCUUCGAAAGAUGGAUUCAGCGAUUGGAAAAACGCGGUAAUAAGGAUGAGUGAUCACGAAAAUUCUAAACAGCAUCAAAGUUGCUUGAAAUCUUUAAAAGAUAGAGCAAGUAAUUUUGGUAGAAUUGACAAAACUCUAAUAGCUGAAUACAAUAAAGAAGUAGCCUACUGGCAAAAUGUUUUAAAACGAGUUGUUGCCGUUAUUAAAGGUUUAGCAUCACGUGGAUUGCCUUUUAGAGGGCAUGAUGAAAAGUUUGGCUCUCUUCAUAACGGAAAUUACUUGAUGGUUUUAGAGUUGAUAGCCGAAUUCGACCCAUUUUUAGCAGAUCAUAUCUCUAGGUUUGGGAGUAAAGAUGUAAUAUUUCAAGAAAUACAUUAUGCGAAAUACUACUCUAUUAUUGUCGAUUCCACACCAAACAUUUCACAUGUGGAUCAACUGUGUCUCAUGCUGCGAUAUGUAAAUAAAGACGGUAUGUCCGUAGAGCGCUUUGUGACAUUUUUACAAAAUGUAGGCCACAAGGCUGCAGAUAUGGAUGAUGCUGUAAUUUCUACCUUGAAAACUCUUCAAAUUGACAUUGAAAAUUGUCGAGGCCAGUCUGCAUCUACCAGUCGUUGGGAUGUUUUACAAUGUUGCUGCAAAAAAUCUGAGAGAAUUGUUUUGAAAUCCGUUUCAAUAACACGUUGGUCAGCUCGUAAUGACGCCGUUCAUAUUCUUGAUCAGUAUUAUACUGAAAUACUUCAAGCUUUGUAUAGCAUCGAAGACGACGUUUCACAAAAAGCUGCAAUACGCAGUGAAGCUAAAGGGAUUCGAAAUCGUUUCGAAUUACUGGAGACAGCUUUCAUGCAAUGUUUGUGGAGUUUUUUACUUUCGAGAUUCAAUUCUGUUAGCAAAAAAUUGCAAUCUACGCAAACUAACCUGAAUGAAGUUGUUCGAUUGUAUAAAAGUCUUAUCAAGACUGUGGGUGACGCACGUGAAGACUUCGACUAUUUUGAAAAGAAGGCAUUCGAUUUGUCAGUUAAUCAAGAAUACAAAACAGAAGUGUGUCGAGUGAAACGCAGGAAAAUCUAUGACGAUGAAACAAGAACAGGAGAGGUGACAUUGCUCGGAAAAGAUAAUUUUAAAGUGAACACAUACAAUGUCAUUUUUGACAAUUUGUUAGCUGACAUACAAGAAAGAUGUCAAAAAUACGAAACUAUUUACGAAAAAUUCUCUGUUCUUAUUGAUUUCAUGAAUAUGGAUAUUGCUGAUAUUCGGGGAAAAGUACAAAUUUUACAAGGCGCUUUUAAUAAAGAUUUAGAGAGUUCACUAGAUGAUGAACUAAUCCAUUUUAAAGCCUAUCUUGAUUGUGAUAAACAAAACUUAAAGCAGCUUACACCAAUUGAAACUUUUAAGUUUUUAAAAAAGAAUGAUCUUGACUCGGUGUUUCCCAACGUUGACAUCGCAUACAGGAUGUUUCUCUGUAUGGCUGUCACAAACUGCAGUG
Trachymyrmex cornetzi is the source of this 2086-nucleotide messenger RNA. RefSeq lists its product as uncharacterized. The annotation marks the transcript as partial. The record is from RefSeq and is a predicted model, not a curated record. The transcript is spliced from 4 exons. NCBI's taxonomy places the organism in Eukaryota, Metazoa, Arthropoda, Insecta, Hymenoptera, Formicidae.